AUGGCCAAAUCAUUGAGAGUGAUUUCAGUCAGCAAACCUAAAUCCAUGAUGCGACCAACACAGUGGGAUGAAGCAGUAGAAGAGGCUUAUCGAUUUCAGUUAGCUGGAUACAGGGAUGAAAUAGAAUAUAGAGAAGUUCAAAGAACCGACCAUGUUGACAGAUGGCCACACAAUGGAUUUGUGAAGAAACUUAUUCGUCGUGAUGGAUGCUUCUACUACUAUAACAAAACACGUGAAUGCCCGGACAAGCAGAUAAAUAGAACCAAGUUAUAUGCUUAUUGA
Messenger RNA from Candidula unifasciata, 282 nucleotides. The record is from the annotation of a GenBank genome assembly. NCBI's taxonomy places the organism in Eukaryota, Metazoa, Mollusca, Gastropoda, Stylommatophora, Geomitridae.